Leptopilina heterotoma is the source of this 3296-nucleotide messenger RNA. RefSeq names its product protein RUFY3. Gene Ontology annotation, molecular function: metal ion binding. Bases 685 to 2403 code for a protein of 572 amino acids. The transcript is spliced from 9 exons. Lineage: Eukaryota; Metazoa; Arthropoda; Insecta; Hymenoptera; Figitidae. The record is from RefSeq and is a predicted model, not a curated record. Gene Ontology annotation, cellular component: cytoplasm.
AUUUUAGUGUAAAACAUUUUCUCCGGCUAAACGCAAAACAUUUUUAACAUUUACUUUCUUUUUCUCAAGAAAAAAAUUAGUGCAAAUUAUCAAGAGUUCCUACACAAUUAUCAGAAGAAACUUUUCACAGUGUAUUAUAAUACAAAGAAGAUUGUAAUAUGAUUAAAAUCCACUACAAGAAAGAAGAAUACGUUAAAUGUUAUAAUCGUCAGUGUGAACUCAUUUUUAUAAUCGAAAUAAUUUCUCGUGUGUCUUAAAAUUGAAAAGAGCAAGAAAAUUCUAGUACCGUCAUAAAAAAAUAAAAAUUUCCAUCAUUACAGUGAUAUCAGUUCUGAUAAAAUAAUUACGCCUUAAAAAUAUUCUCGACAAGUCAGCUGUUCAAAAUUAACAAAGACAAAUUUGUCCUAAACAUUAGAAGAAUCAUUAUUUUCUCCUUCAUUAUCGUUUUUGUGAUACUUUCUUCAUUUUAAUGAAUUUAUUUUGUCGGGAAAAUAAAAAAUAGAAAGAAGAAAAAGAAGAAUAGGUGAAAGGACUGAAAAGAGUGCCAUUGCUCUAGUCACGAUCGAUAAGAGAAUAAAAAAGAAGAAUAAAUAUACAGAGAUAAAGUUUGAAACGACGAAGGAAUCUUGGAAAAUCGAUUUAGCCUUUUUUUUCACGGAGAGUGAUACUGAGUGAUUAUUCUAUAUGCGUCAAGAAGCUCAAGGUAGUUUAAAGAGUUUGCCUCCGGGCGAACAUCGAAACGGUUCAAUCAUGAUUGAACAGGAUAUGGCCGGUGCACAGGACACAAUAUAUUUGUGUAAUUUUCGAGUAUCAGUCGAUGGUGAAUGGCUCUGUUUAAAAGAACUUCAGGAUGUUGAAUUUUCAAUGCAGGAUUCAAUGCAACGUUCGCCAUCGCCACCCCUUGUACACAGUGGUAUACAUCGUCAUCAUCCUGAUACAUCAGAGCUUUGCGAUAUUUCUCCGCCAAGUCCACCGCAAAUGCAACACGUCUCAAGCUUGUCACGAGAUCCGGUGAUAAUCGAGAGGAGCAACCUUGUUAAUAUCUCGAAACUUAUCGUUAAGGAGCUUAUUGAAACAUCCUUAAAAUAUGGUAGAAUGCUCGAUUCGGAUCACAUGCCAUUGCAGCAUUUCUUCAUUGUAUUAGAACAUGUACUCAGGCAUGGUCUCCGACCAAAAAAGGGUCUUCUUGGUCCAAAGAAGGAACUUUGGGACAUUCUUCAACUUGUCGAAAAAUUUUCUCCCGAAGCACAAGACAUGACAUCUAGUAUACGCGAUCUUCCCACAGUCAGAACGGCAUUAGGGAGAUCUCGUGCAUGGCUACGUAUGGCACUGAUGCAAAAGAAAUUGGCGGAUUACUUGAAAGUAUUGAUUGAUCAUAAAGACGACAUUCUUUCUGAGUAUUUUGAGCCGGACGCAUUGAUGAUGAGCGAGGAGGCAAUUGUCAUAAUGGGUUUGCUGGUUGGACUCAAUGUUAUUGACUGCAACUUCUGCGUGAAGGAGGAAGACCUCGACUGUCAGCAAGGCGUUAUCGACUUCUCACUAUACUUACGAAAUAGCAAUCACAUUCCCGGAGAAUCGCCGGACGAGGAACUGGAGAAUGACAACAUGACAACGGUCCUUGACCAGAAGAACUAUAUCGAAGAACUCAAUCGACACCUAAACGCAACCGUUACAAAUCUACAAGCAAAAGUUGAAUCCCUAACGACGACAAAUGCUCUCAUGAAGGAGGAUCUCUCAAUAGCAAAGAAUAGUUACCUCGCUCUUCAGUAUGAGAAUCAACAAUUGAAGAAAGAACUCGGAAUUGAGAUCAAAGAUUCUAACGAGAAUGGAAAACCACCUUUGAAAAUCACAGAGACGACAAAUGAAUUGGAAGAAACAAGAAGUAGGUUAGAGUCAGAAAAGAAACACCGACAGGAAUUAGAGAAGGAACUUAAUCUUCAGAUUAGCAUUAAAUCGGAAAUGGAGGUUGCUAUGAAACUAUUGGAAAAGGACAUUCAUGACAAACAGGACACGAUUGUAUCAUUAAGAAGACAACUAGACGAUAUCAAGCAGAUUAAUUUGGAGAUGUAUAAAAAAUUACAGGAGUGUGAGUACGAGUUGACGCAAAAAGGCGAGAUGGUGAGUCGUCUACACGCGAAGACAAAUCAAAUUGGAAAGCUUUUGAACAAUCUCGAUAAAUACAAUCGUUUAAUGAAGGACAGUGAGAGUAUGCGAAGUCCAACAACACCAAAUGAUUCGAAAUCAUUUUUUAAUAAAUCAAGUCCCACAUUACCGAAAGAAUCAUCUUUUGAUAAAUUUCCUGAACGAAGAUCGAAUGCAAAUCGAAAAAGUCUUUAUGAUGAACCUAAUUCUGCUAAGAAAUCAAAUGAAGAAGUCGCUGAUGGUAGUGCGAGUAAAUCAUAAAGAGACAUUUUUUUCUAGAUCUCAUCUCAUAAGAAAAAAAUUUACCAAAGAGAAGAAUGCGAAUUUUUUUUUCAAUCUCAAACAUCAAAAUUUUAAUAAAAUACAAAUACAAUAUCUUACUUAAGCUUUCUAUUUGGAAUUUGAUUUGAAAUUAAAAACUUAUUUACAAAACCAUAAAGAUAUUUUUCAUCUCUAAACAAGACGAAACGAAUGAAUAUUGUCAAUUGUUUUGAGUCUAUGUGAUAUGUUGUAUAAAGAAUUUUACGAUAUUAUUAAGAAUUGUAUUUAUUAAUGUAAAUAUAUUUAAUAUAAAUGCUUUUCAAUGCAAUUUUUAGCUUAUUUGUCAUGAAACUUGUUGUACACUCUUGUUUCGAUAAAUUGACAAAAUUCUAUAUUGCUAACAUCAGCCAUUUCUUUAUUUGAAUUUUUGUGAAAAGAAAAAUUAUAUAUUGUUAAAAUCUACGCCUUCAAAGAUAUUUUGGGCAUUAGAUAUAUAUUAUUAUAUAAGAAGAAAUAAUUUAUAAACAAAAAAAUGUUUUUAUUGCAAUGUCGUGUAAUGUAUGACUAAAAAAAUUACAGAUAUAUAUAGCACUGCAUUAUCCUGUUUUUAAUUAGUUUAAUUUUGUGUGAAUUGUUAGAAAAUUUUUUCGUUUUUUUUUUUUUUUGAUAUUCCUUUGUCGCCCAGUGCAGAGCCUGAUGUAAUUAAUUGGACAAAAGAGUCUAAUUAAUUGUGCAAUGUUGCCUAUAAUGUAAUUGCAUUUUAUCAUAAAAGCACAACAUCACAAUAUGUCUGAUUAAUCAUUGUGGACGUAUAUAUGUAUAUACAUAUAUGUACAAAGUGUGAUAUUACGGAAUUCUGAUAUUUUUUUAAUUUUUACUUAGUGUAUUGUUGC